AUGGCCGCAUAUCAACCACAUUAUGCUAAUUUAAAUCAUGUCAGAUCAAUUCGAUCAGUGCGACGCACUGCAUCAAGACCUUCUUCAAAUCGGAUUUUGAUUGCUAAAAUACUUCUAGGUACUAUGGCAGCAUUUAUGUUAUGUAGUGCAGUUGUAGCUAUUGCACUUGUUUGUUAUGUUGCUGUAAGAGAUGCACAAACGACGACGACUUCUACAACAACUAUCAGUGCUGUUGGUAUUUAUGCAUUGAAUAUUCCAACAUGUGCUACAUGGCAAGAGAAUGGAACUACUACUAGUGGUAAUCAAAAUGGAUCUAUAGGUUAUGAUUUAAGUUCGCUCAGCGGUCCAGUUAGUAUUUUUAUUGAUAAUGAUGAUGUUUUGUAUGUUUGUGAUCGGGAUAACUCUCGAAUUCUGAAAUUAUAUUCUAAUUCAACCACUGGAGUCAUGGUCGCGGGCAAUGGAACUGUUGGGAAUGAAACAAACCAGUUGAGUGGACCCAAAGGUGUUGCUGUCGAUCAAUAUGGUAAUAUUAUUGUAGCUGACAGUAACAAUUAUCGCAUUCAGAAAUUUCUGCCGAAUUCUACAAUAGGAAUUACAUUAGCUUCUAACACUUCAUAUAGUCCUCUUGGUCAAAUGCGUGAUUUACACAUUGAUGUCAAUAAUAAUAUCUAUGUAACAGAUUCUGAUAAUAAUCAAGUCGUUAAAUAUAUUCCUUACUCAUCCAUUGGUAUAGUUUUAGCAGGUGGAGGGCCAUCGGGAUCAGGACUUGAUCAAUUGUUUAGUCCAUUUGGCAAUUUUAUGGAUGCAAAUAAUUCAUUAUAUGUAGCCGACAGUGGAAAUCAUCGUGUUCUAAAAUAUCUUCCUGGGUCAUUAAAUGGAACUAUUGUUGCUGGCAAUGGUACUGCUGGUUCUAGCUUAUAUCAGUUGAAUUUUCCCAGAUCGAUCAUUGUUGAUAAUAACGGGUACAUCUAUGUGGCUGACGGUUCAAAUAACAGAGUCGUAAAAUGGACAACAAAUUAUGCAGCUGGUGGUGUCUGUAUUAUGGGUUGUACAGGUACAACAGGAACAGCUGCUAAUCAAAUGCGUGGUCCAAGAGAUUUAAAAUUUGAUAGACAUGGAAAUAUAUUUGUUACUGAUCAAUCAAAUCAACGAAUUCAGAAAUAUACGAUACAAUUACCAACAUCCCCUUGUCCUUCUAGUAAACGUACUGCAUCAAGACCUUCUUCAAAUCGGAUUUUGAUUGCUAAAAUACUUCUAGGUACUAUGGCAGCAUUUAUGUUAUGUAGUGCAGUUGUAGCUAUUGUACUUGUUUGUUAUGUUGCUGUAAGAGAUGCACAAACGACGACGACUUCUACAACAACUAUCAGUGCUGUUGGUAUUUAUGCAUUGAAUAUUCCAACAUGUGCUACAUGGAAUGAGAAUGGAACUACAGUUAGUGGUAACCAAAAUGGAUCUAUAGGCUAUGAUUUGGGUUCGCUCAAUUAUCCAGUUAGUAUUUUUAUUGAUAAUGAUGAUAUUCUAUAUGUUUGUGAUCGGGAUAACUCUCGAAUUCUGAAAUUAUAUCCUAAUUCAAGCACUGCAGUCAUUGUCGCGGGCAAUGGAACGGCCGGCAAUGAAUCGAAUCAACUGAGAGGACCCAAAGGUGUUGCUGUCGAUCAAUAUGGUGCUAUCAUUGUAGCUGACAGUGACAACUAUCGCAUUCAGAAAUUUCUGCCGAAUUCUACAAUAGGAAUUACAUUAGCUUCUAACACUUCAUAUAAUCCUCUUGGUCAAAUGCGUGAUUUACACAUUGAUGUCAAUAAUAAUAUCUAUGUAACAGAUUCUGAUAAUAAUCAAGUCGUUAAAUAUAUUCCUUACUCAUCCAUUGGUAUAGUUUUAGCGGGUGGAGGGCCAUCGGGUGCAGGACUUAAUCAACUGUUUAGUCCAUUUGGCAAUUUUAUGGAUGCAAAUAAUUCAUUAUAUGUAGCCGACAGUGGAAAUCAUCGUGUUCUAAAAUAUCUUCCUGGGUCACUAAAUGGAACCAUUGUUGCUGGUAAUGGUACUGCCGGUGCUAGCUUAUAUCAAUUGUACCUUCCCAGAUCAGUCAUUGUCGAUAAUAACGGAGUCGUAAAAUGGACAACAAAUUAUGCAGCUGGUGGUGUCUGUAUUAUGGGUUGUACAGGUACAACAGGAACAGCUGCUAAUCAAAUGCGCGGUCCAAGAGAUUUAAAAUUUGAUAGACAUGGAAAUAUAUAUGUUACUGAUCAAUCAAAUCAACGAAUUCAAAAGUAUAUGAUACAAUUACCAACAUCUCCUUGUCCUUCUACAAAAAUAUCUGUCAAUUGUGAUACUUCAAAUGACACACAAAUAAAUACUGUCUAUCUCGAGAUUGAAGAUGCUACAACUGGUCAAAUCAUUCCAUCAACAAUGCAUGGUGUUAUUUUUGAGACAAACAUUAAUAGAGGUGAUGAUGGUGGUUUAUAUGCUGAACUUAUCUAUAAUCGUGCUUUUCAAGAGAAAAGUCGAUCUCUUGAUGGUUGGUCAAUAUAUGGUGAAGGAUCGAUCAGUCUUUCGACUGAUCAGCCUGUGUCUAAAGCUUUACCGACUCAUGUAAAAUUUUUAUUCAACUCAAACUCAACCGUUCCUUCCGGCUUGAUAAAUGCUGGUUUUUAUGGAAUCAAGAUUCAAGUUCAAAUUUACAGUUCAAGUUUCUUCUACAAACCAUUAGUAGGAGCGUUUAUACCAAAUAAUAAAUUAAGCAUUGGUUUUAGAGAUUUGACUGGUCGUAUCACAUAUGGUAUGAGCAUUGUUGAUGUGUCUAGUGGUCUUGUGGAUAAUUGGACUAAAUUUUCAAGUUCGAUUAUUGUUCAUGAUGCUGCUCCUACAUCAAAUAAUAUCUUUUUUAUUGAAUUUCCUCAAGGAUCAUCUGGCGAGUUUGAAUUUAAUCUUAUUUCAUGUUUUCCUCCUACAUAUAAAAAUCGAAUGAAUGGUGCACGUAUCGAUAUUGCCAAUACUUUUGCAGAACUCAAACCUGGAUUUAUUCGAUUACCUGGAGGUAAUGAUCUUGAAGGUCAUUCUAUUUCUGAACGUUUCAUUUGGAAUAAAACUAUUGGUUCUCUCGAAUAUCGACCAGGUCGAAAAGGUACAUGGACAGGUUACAAUACACAAGGUUUUGGUCUUAUUGAAUUAUUAACAUUUGCUGAGGAUAUUGGUGCAAUACCUAUUCUAGCUGUUUAUGCUGGAUAUUCACUUGAUCAAAAAUCAGUACCGAAAGAUGAACUCCAACCUUAUAUUGAUGAAGUUAUUGAUGAAAUUGAAUUUUUAACUGCUCCUGCUCAUAAAAAUCGAAUGGGCGCACUUCGAGCUAGUCUUGGCCGUCAAGAACCAUUUAAUAUAAAAUAUGUCGAAAUUGGUAAUGAAGAUUGGCUUGGUCUUGGUUUAAUCACAUAUAGUUAUCGUUGGCCUGCUUACUAUAAUACAUUAUCUAAACGCUAUCCUAAUAUUACUUUUAUUGCCACAACAACUACAUAUAUUCGUUCUCCACCAGCUACAGAUGAUCAUCAUUAUCGAGGUCCACUAUAUUUCAUUGAGAAUUUUCGUCAUUAUGAAAAAUUGUCUCGAUUAGGUCCAAAAGUAUUGAUUGGUGAAUUUUCAGUAGAUAAUAAUGAUGAUCUAGAGAUUAAGAAUUCUUCUCAAUUUGGACGACUUCAAUAUCCUUCAAUAAAAUCAGCAGUUGCCGAAUCAGUCUAUCGUAUUGGUUUUGAACGAAAUUCUGAUAUUGUUAUUGGUGGUUGUUAUGCUCCAGUUCUUCAAAAUAUUAACAAUACACAAUGGACACCUAAUUUCAUUCUUUUCAAUGCGAGUUUGGUUGUUAAAUCAACAUCAUAUCUUGCUCAACAAAUGUUUGGACAACAUGUUGGUAAUAUUGUUCUGAAUUCUACAGCUUACAAAAAUAAUAAUAAAAAGAAACAACAAAAUGUUCACAAAGGUGAAGAAGGAGAUGGUAAACUUGAUAAACUCUAUUUUAUAGCUACUAAAGAUACUAAAAAUAAUACUUUCAUUAUUAAAUUUGCUAAUGUCGAUUCAAAAGAUAUUCUUGUCAAUACACAAAUUAAGAAAUCAUCGAUAUCUUCAGAUGGAAUUGUUUAUACUCUAUCAGCUGGUUCAGGUGUUGAUCCUUCAACAAUACAAAAUACUCUAUCAAAUCCAAAUGCUGCAUCUAUUAUUACUAGUUCUAUUUUCGUUAUAAAUGGAACAUGUUCAAUUACUGUUCCUUCAUGGAGUGUUGUUGUUGUAACAAUUCCAUUGUAA
Molecule: messenger RNA, 4290 nt
Organism: Rotaria sp. Silwood1
Lineage: Eukaryota; Metazoa; Rotifera; Eurotatoria; Philodinida; Philodinidae
Source: the annotation of a GenBank genome assembly